AUGGCUACCACGCCGCGCCGUUCGUCCUCGGUGCCGUUCAAGAGAUCACGACUGGAUCUAUCUCCCCAAGUGGAACGCCGCGAUGAAGGUUUGAAACAAUCGUUUGCUGAUGCCACUUUGCCGCCUUAUGUGAGCUCCGAGGCUGAUCCAUUGCCUGCCAAGAGCCCUGCUCCCGUUAUGGAUCCUGAUCUACCUUGCUCGAUUGUCAUUGCUGGGAUGAUGGAGAAUCAAUCGCCCAAUUUGGUUGAUAUGGCAAAUUAUGAUUACCGUGCACAUGCUCCACUAUCAAUUUUCUAG
Molecule: messenger RNA, 297 nt
Organism: Haemonchus placei
Lineage: Eukaryota; Metazoa; Nematoda; Chromadorea; Rhabditida; Trichostrongylidae
Source: the annotation of a GenBank genome assembly